CAGAGUGCUUGUGAGGAGGACAGUUUUCAGUGUGGCGAGAAAGGAACCUGUAUUCCGAACUAUAAAGAUGGCAGCGUACGAUGCAAAUGUGACAAUGGCUAUACGGGAAAACCCUGCAGUAAGUUUAGAUGUCUUACUGUUUGAUUACCUCUAAGAACUAUUUUAUAAUCCUCCUCAUUUUCUUCUCAACAGAAGCGAGAAGUUGCUCUCAGUUGUUUCAAGAUGGUCUCAAUUCCAGUGGUGUGUACACCAUCAAUCCAGAUGGCGGUAAACCAAUACAAGUAUUGUGUGAUAUGAAUACGGACAAUGGAGGUUGGGCCGUUUUUCAGAGACGUUUAGACGGCUCCGUUGACUUCUAUCGUGGAUGGGAAUCCUACAAAAACGGCUUUGGAAAUCUGAAUGGUGAGUUCUGGCUUGGAAACGACAAUAUACACCGUUUGACAGACUCUGAUGACGUCAUGCUGAGAGUUGACUUGCAAGACUUUGAAGGGAACAUCACUUACGCUGAGUACACGACUUUUAAGGUGGCAGACGAGGCCGACCAGUACCGGCUUUUGAUUAGAGGAUACAAUGGUACUGCUGGUGACUCUAUGGCUGAGAGACAUUCCCUAAGGUAAAUGAAAUCGGAAUCACAAAGUGCAAAAAGAAUAUUAUCUAAAUUCGGUGUUCGCUUUCGAAUACUAGCUGACCCUAACCCUAUGGCUUUCGAUUGGAGGAUACAAUGGAAGGGCUGGUGACUCUAGUACUGCAAUGCUACAUCCAUUGCUGUAAGAAACCCUCAAUUACCAGUUUCCACUGACGAAGGGCGAACGUCACCUUUGUAAAUAUUUACGGUGGCCAAUUUACAUUAACAAAUCCGUUGAUAAAACCAAAAUUACCUCAAUUACUAGGUUUAUUAUGAAUUUGAUAUUGAAAAGCAUGAUCCCCAAAGAGUGGAUGUCAUAAGAAAGGCUGGUGACUCAAUUAAAGUGCAUUCAAAGAACGGAGAUGAUCCAUUACCGGCUGAGGGGAAGCACGUUGUGAUUAAUGGUACUUCAUUAUUAUACUGACACCGAACGAAACUGAAAAUCUUACCAGGCUUUGAUUGGAUUUCAAACCUGAAGCCGGAUGUUCCAUUCGCACAAAAAUGUUAAGUGGUGUUUAAAUACAUAUUCAAGUAUGUUAGAAACAAGCUUAAACGAACUUUUUUCAUUUCAGCAAUAUGCAGUUUUCUACAAAAGAUCAGGACAAUGAUUAUCGUAAUGACCUACCCAGCUGCGCCCAAUCUUUUAAGGGAGCCUGGUGGUACAGACGUUGCCAUAGGUCCAAUCUGAACGGAUUAUACCUCAAUGGUUCCCAUGCCACUUUUGCUGAUGGAGUCAAUUGGUACACCUUUAGGGGGUUUUAUUACUCACUAAAACGUACCGUGAUGAAAGUAAAAACGAAGGCAUAA
Molecule: messenger RNA, 1432 nt
Organism: Pocillopora meandrina
Lineage: Eukaryota; Metazoa; Cnidaria; Anthozoa; Scleractinia; Pocilloporidae
Source: the annotation of a GenBank genome assembly